Molecule: messenger RNA, 2307 nt
Organism: Folsomia candida
Lineage: Eukaryota; Metazoa; Arthropoda; Collembola; Entomobryomorpha; Isotomidae
Exons: 1
Coding region: 1-2307 (768 amino acids)
Biological process (GO): DNA integration
Molecular function (GO): nucleic acid binding
Source: RefSeq, a predicted model, not a curated record
AUGUUACUCCAAGAAGCGUGGGCUCAAGAUUUAAAGUGGGAUGAAGAAUGGAACGAGGGGAAAAGUACUGAAGUAUUUAAGUGGUGUAGGCAAAUGGCAUCACUUUCUAAUAUCAGAAUUCCUAGAUGUGCAAUAAUCUGUUCAGCAGAAUUGCAACUCCACGUCUUCACCGAUGCAAGUAGAGAUGCCUAUAGUGGGAUCGUGUUUGCCAGAUGUACUGAUGUUCAGGGAGAGGUCAGUAUCCAGUUAUUAUUGGCCAAAGCAAGAGUAGCUCCACUGGAGAAGAAUCCCGAGAAACAGAAGAAUGGCAAUCAAAUUUCCAUCCCGAGAUUGGAAUUGCUGGGAUGUUUAUUAGGAGCUCGUUUAGCAGACACGGUCAGAAAAUCAAUGGAAUAUGACGACAUUACGACCGUGUACUGGUCCGACUCAACACCAGCCCUGGCGUGGAUCAGAAGAGACGAAUAUUGGGGAACUUUUGUCGGAAAUCGUGUGCGACAAAUUCUGAAAUGUUCAAAGAAGGAAUUUUGGCGUCACGUCCCUGGAAAGAUGAACCCUGCAGAUCUUCCCUCAAGAGGCUGUCCACCAAACGAGUUAUUGGCAUCCAGAUGGUGGGAGGGACCAGAAUGGCUGCGCCAAAAUCCAGAAAAUUGGCCCUGUGGCGCCGACGCCCUAGAUGACGAAGAGAUCCUUGCAGAGAAGGAAAAGACUUGGGUGAAAGUGGCAAAAUUUAAAGAAAGUUCCAAGCCCAAGUUUCAUUCGUACUACAAGAAUGUUCGGAUUGUAAGCUACGCAAUACGGAUCCUGAAAGGCAUGGAUCAAGAAAAGCUGAGCGACGCCCUUACAGUAUUAGAACUGAGGCAAGCAGAAAUAGCAAUGCUACGAAUAAUCCAGUCAAGAUAUUAUUCCAAUCCAAGGAAACUUCAAUUGCGAGUGGAGAAGAUGGAAGAUGGACUUCUUCAUAUCAAGACAAAGUUGGAGUACAAAGAUGACACCGAAGGUUUCCGGUACCCGAUAUUGUUACCUCAAGACUGUCCAUUAAUUCAAGAGCUGAUCCGAGAAGUACACCGUAUGUAUUCUCAUGGUGGAAUCCAGUUCACGUUGACGAAGCUCCGAGAAAAAUACUGGAUCCCGCAGGGAAGAAGGACCGUGACGAAGGCCCUGAGGGAAUGUCUUGCAUGUCGAAAACAAGACCCUAAGCCCUUGCAAGUCAACCCUGUGGCACUGCCGAAGAAAAGAGUGACCACAGGAGAAGUGUUCAGCACAACUGGCGUGGAUUUGGCUGGUCCAUUGUACUUAAAAGACAGGAAGAAAGUGUGGAUCGUGCUAUACACUUGCGCCGUGUACAGAUGCGUCGCCUUGGACUUGGUGGAAUCUUUGAGCUCUGAAGCAUUUAUCAACUCAUUGGAGAGAUUUAUCUGCACCUAUGGGCGUCCAAACACACUGUACUCGGACAAUGGGACAAAUUUUGUGGGUGCUCACUCGUUUUUCAUGAAGAUGAAUUGGGAGAAAGUAGAACGAGCAAGCCACGUGAAACAAAUUCAGUGGAUAUUUAAUCCUCCCACUGCUGCCUGGUGGGGAGGAUGGUGGGAACGCCUUGUAAGAUCAGUGAAAGACCUUCUUCGUCGAAUGUUGGGAAAGGCGUCACUGACUCGAGAUGAGCUGACCACAUGUUUGAGUUCGGUAGCAGCAACAAUUAACGACCGACCGUUGACCACUGUGACCGAAGAUGAAGAAGAUCUCGUCGCCUUAACACCAGCAAUGUUUUUGAAGGGAACUAAGUUGACCAGAUUCCCAGAAGCGGAAGUGAUGACAGGAAAAGAACUCCAAGUUCGCUUCAAACAUGUUAAGAAGUUACAACGAGAUUUACAGUCCAGAUUCCGGAAAGAGUAUCUCGCCGAGUUGGUACAGAAGGCCAGCGAGAAGAGGACCCAAGACCCCCGAGUUGGCGACGUUGUCUUAGUAGGAGCCGACAACAAGAAGCGUUUGGAGUGGCCUUUGGGUAGGAUCAUCAAGUUGAAUCCGGGAAAAGAUGGAGAGGUGAGGUCAGGUCUUGUGAAGACAGCCAAAGGAAUUUUGUCAAGACCUCUACAGCGUCUCUAUCCUUUGGAGAUCCCGUAUGAAGAUCAAGAAAUGAUGAAAGUUUCUCCUGAGAUUUUGAUGGAGAACUUUGAUGAAGAAUCAGAAUGUUUGGAAGUGGAGGAACCGGAAGAAACUCAAGUCGAUCAAGCAGAACCGGAAAUUGCUACCAGAGUAGGCCGGAAGGUGAAGAAACCACAGCGUCUUGGAGUGUUCAGUGCUCAUUAUUAA